CGCCGCGCUCCGCUCCCUCCGCCCCGCACUGUUUGGGAGCAACCGCGGCCGAGAGCGAGAGAGGGGAGAGAGAGACAGAGGCACGGAGACACAGAGCAGCGCUCCCGCUCGGCGCUCCCGCAGCGCAGGCCCCGGCCCUCGGCCCUCAGCCAUGUCCCUCAAGCAGACGGCGGCCGCCUCGCAGCCCGCCGGCAACAACCGCAAACCCCCCGGCGGCGGUGGAAGUGGAGGAGGAGGAGGCGGCGGCCUGCCGUCAGCAUCGGGUGGCGGGAGGCAGAACAUGGGCAGAGGUCGCAGCAGUGGCAAAGGACCGCCUCAGCCCACAAUUUCUUUCGAUGGCAUCUAUGCAAACAUGAGAAUGGUUCACAUACUUACAUCAGUUGUUGGAUCCAAAUGUGAAGUACAGGUGAAAAAUGGUGGUAUAUAUGAAGGAGUUUUUAAAACCUACAGUCCUAAGUGUGAUUUAGUGCUUGAUGCUGCUCAUCGGAAAACUGCAGAAUCCAGUUUGGGGCCAAAACGUGAAGACAUACUAGAAAGUAUUUUAUUCAAGUCUUCAGAUUUUGUUAUGGUGCAUUUUAAGGAUAUGGAUACCAAUUACGCAAGAAGAGAUGCUUUUACUGAUUCAGCCAUCAGUGCUAAAGUAAAUGGUGAGCACAAAGAAAAGGAUCUUGAGCCGUGGGAUGGAGGAGAGACCAGCGCUAACGAGGAGCUUGAGGCACUGGAGACAGAUGUUUCCAAUGGAUGGGAUCCCAAUGACAUGUUUCGUUACAAUGAAGAAAAUUAUGGUGUAAUAUCAACAUAUGACAGCAGUUUAUCUUCUUACACGGUGCCAUUAGAAAGAGAUAAUUCAGAAGAGUUUUUGAAACGGGAAGCCAGAGCAACUCAAUUAGCAGAGGAAAUUGAAUCAAGUGCCCAAUACAAAGCUCGGGUUGCCUUGGAAAAUGAUGAAAGAACAGAAGAAGAAAAAUAUACUGCUGUUCAGAGAAAUGCUAAUGAGCGAGAAGGUCAUGGUGUGAACACUAGGGAAAGUAAGUACGUUCCACCUGGCGGGAGAAACAGGGAUGUUCUGUCUUGGGGAAGUGGAAGACAAAAUUCACCAAGGAUGGGCCAGUCUGGAUCAGGCCCACCAAUUUCAAGGUCUGGAUCCCACACUUCAGAUUUCAGUCCUAACUCUGGAGCAGAUCAAAGAGUAGUUAACGGAGGUGUUCCCUGGCCAUCGCCUUGCCCAUCUCCUUCCUCUCGCCCACCUUCUCGCUACCAGUCAGGUCCCAACUCUCUUCCACCUCGGGCAGCCACCCCUACACGGCCGCCCUCCAGGCCCCCCUCGCGGCCCUCCAGGCCCCCGUCUCACCCCUCUGCUCAUGGUUCUCCAGCUCCUGUCUCUACUAUGCCUAAACGCAUGUCUUCAGAAGGGCCUCCACGGAUGUCUCCUAAGGCACAACGGCACCCUCGAGGUCACAGAGUCUCUACUGGUAGGGGUACAAUUUCAAGUGGCUUAGAAUUUGUAUCUCAUAAUGCACCAGGGGAAGCAUCUACUACUGCAGUGGCACGAGGCAGCCCUUCAGGUGGGACGUGGUCAUCAGUUGUCAGUGGGGUUCCAAGAUUAUCCCCUAAAACACACAGGCCUAGGUCCCCAAGGCAGAGCAGCACUCCUGCAGGACCAGCUCUGCCUUCUCCUCAGCCUGGUACUAUUCCCACUGAAUCUGUUGCCAUGCCUGUUCCAGCUGCCUCUCCGACACCUGCCAGUCCUGCAUCCAACAGAGCAGUUACCCCUUCCAAUGAAGCUAAAGAUACCAGGCUUCAGGACCAGAGGCAAAAUUCUGCAGCUGGAAACAAGGAGAAUAUAAAGCCAAGUGAGACUUCUCCUAGUUUUCCUAAACCUGAAAGCAAAGGUGUAUCUCCAAUUGUUUCUGAACAUAGAAAACAGAUUGAUGAUUUAAAGAAAUUUAAGAAUGACUUUAGGUUACAGUCAAGUUCCUCUUCAGAUGCAGUGGAUCAGCUGCUAAACAAAACCCGAGAAGGUGAAAAAUCGAGAGAUGUAGUUAAAGAAAAGACAGAACCAGCCCCUAAAGAACCUAUCAUAGAAACUGGCAGUAAUACUAACUCUAAUGGUGGCAGUAGCAAACCCAAUAGUCCUAGUAUUUCUCCAUCAAUAAGUAAUAGUUCUGAGCAAAAGCGAGGGCCGGAGGUAACUUCACAAGGUGUACAGACAUCUGGUCCAGGAAGCAAACAAGAUAAAGAGGAUAAAGAGGAGAAGAAGGAUACUUCUGAGCAAGUUAGAAAAUCAACACUGAAUCCUAAUGCAAAAGAAUUCAACCCUCGAUCUUUUGCUCAGCCGAAGCCUUCUACUACACCAACCUCCCCUCGCCCACAAGCUCAACCAAGCCCUUCCAUGGUGGGCCAUCAGCAGCCAACUCCAGUGUACACUCAGCCUGUUUGUUUUGCACCAAAUAUGAUGUACCCGGUUCCAGUGAGUCCAGGCGUGCAGCCUUUGUAUCCUAUACCCAUGACGCCCAUGCCAGUGAACCAAGCCAAGACAUAUAGAGCAGGUAAAGUACCAAAUAUGCCACAGCAGCGGCAAGACCAACAUCAUCAGAGCACCAUGAUGCACCCUGCCUCAGCAGCAGGCCCUCCAAUUGUAGCUACACCACCUGCUUAUUCAACACAGUAUGUUGCAUAUAGUCCCCAGCAGUUUCCUAAUCAGCCUCUUGUGCAGCAUGUGCCACACUACCAGUCGCAGCAUCCUCAUGUUUAUAGCCCUGUAAUACAGGGCAACGCUAGAAUGAUGGCACCACCAACUCAUGCACAGCCUGGUUUAGUAUCUUCUUCUGCAACACAGUAUGGUGCGCAUGAACAGACGCAUGCUAUGUAUGUUUCCACUGGCUCACUUGCUCAGCAGUAUGCCCACCCUAAUGCUACCCUGCAUCCGCACCCUCCGCAUCCUCAGCCUUCGGCUACGCCAACUGGCCAGCAGCAAAGCCAACAUGCUGGAAGCCACCCUGCUCCUAGCCCCGUGCAGCAUCAUCAGCACCAGGCUGCUCAGGCACUCCACCUGGCAAACCCACAACAGCAGUCGGCAAUUUACCACGCAGGUCUAGCUCCAACCCCACCUUCCAUGACGCCAGGCUCCAAUACGCAGUCUCCACAAAAUAGUUUUCCUACAGCACAACAAACAGUCUUCACCAUUCAUCCCUCCCAUGUUCAACCUGCAUAUACCAAUCCGCCACACAUGGCCCAUGUCCCCCAGGCUCAUGUACAGUCAGGAAUGGUUCCUUCUCACCCAACUGCCCAUGCUCCAAUGAUGCUAAUGACGACACAGCCACCUGGUGGUCCCCAAGCCGCCAUCGCUCAAAGUGCACUACAGCCCAUUCCAGUCUCGACAACAACACAUUUCCCCUAUAUGACGCACCCUUCAGGUGAGGAGUGUGUGCCCGGGAGACCUGCACCGUAACUGAGCCAGGUCACAGUAGCGAGGAGAACUGUUACGAACCAGAUUUGGGGAAAAGAAUAACAAAAAAAAAAAAAAAAAAACCAUCAGAAAACAAAUGGAAGAUGUCCUUUCUAGAUGGCGGGCUGCUGAUGGCAAACUGUUUGUGCAUUUAGCGUUUGUACGUUGCCAGCCCAAAUACAAGCCUAGCUAAGCAUGCCAGAUUUAGCUAAUGUAGCAAAGACCUUGUUUCUGUGUAGCUGAAGUACAGAAGUGGAUAACUGUGCAGACACUGACACGGUGGGGCUGUGUUCUUCCAGGUAUUGCCGUGGUUUUGCUGUGGGGAAUGGACUGUCUGCGUAGCCUGCUCAUAAUGAUCCGGGGGGUUGUUAAAUUUAAAGCGAUCGGUCCCAAGGACAGGAGUGACAGUGUUGCCUGGGGGUAGUGCUGUUAGACUUCUACUGACCGAAGUAAAGUGACAAUUGAAGUCUAUUCUUUAAUUCAGAGUAAUAUUCUGCAGCUUUACUUUUGGGGAAAAGUAGGUGCUAUAUGACUUCUUUCCACUUUAAAGUUACUUAGAUGUCUAUCGUUAUUUGUUUCCAAACAGCCUCUGAUGUUAUGUCUUGGGGAAUGUGUGAGCAGAACAAGCUGCUUUGUGAGGGUUUAGGGAGGAGAGAAACAUCCAAAGGACAUCUCGAUAUGCAGGGUAUUGUUUUGUUCUUUAAAAGGAAAAGGAAAAGAAAAAGAAAGUUGAGCUCAGUAGUUGUCCUGUGACCACUUUACUAGCAAACUGUUGUGUGGCUUGCCAAUCUAUUAUUUACAUUUGAACUUUUUUUUUACAGUACAAGCCCACCACCAACAGCAGUUGUAAGGCUCAUCUGGAAUAACUGAAAGGCUGGAUACCUUUUGUAGGCCAAAUACCCUCCUUCUACUGCUUCUGCCAACUGGAAGCACAGAAAACUAGAAUUUCAUUUUAUUUUGUUUAAAAAAAAAAAAAAAUUGAUUUCUUGUAACAUCCACUAGGAAUGCUAACAGUUCAUCUUGCAGUGGGAGAGAUUCGGACUGAGUAGAGGCAUUUAGGAACUUGUGGGCUAUUCCAUAAUUCCAUGCACUGUAUCUGAGUCCUGCAAGUGCCCCAACUCUGCUUGCUGAAAACUGGAAGUUAUUUAUUUUUUAAUGACCCUUCAAAGUUAUGAACUCAUCAGCUAGCAAAAGAAGUAACAAGAGUGAUUCUUGCUGCUAUUAUCACUAAAAAUCAAGACUUGGAGAUCCCUUUUACUUCUAACUAAACUUGAAACAGGUUCAGUGAAAAAAAAAAAAAAUUCUAAUCGUCAAACUGAUGAAUUAUUAUUUAUAAAUCACGUUUGAUGAGAUGAUCACUAUCGUGAGACAGUGAUGUAACUUUUAAGUUAAGAAAACUUUUACUUUGUAGAUAAUAUAAAAUAAAAACUAAAAAAAAAAUUAAAAAAUAAAAAAAGUUUUAAAAACUGA
This is a messenger RNA of Centrocercus urophasianus (Greater sage-grouse), 4918 nucleotides long. RefSeq names its product ataxin 2 (gene ATXN2). Gene Ontology annotation, cellular component: cytoplasmic stress granule. The record is from RefSeq and is a predicted model, not a curated record. Bases 152 to 3451 code for a protein of 1099 amino acids. Lineage: Eukaryota; Metazoa; Chordata; Aves; Galliformes; Phasianidae. Gene Ontology annotation, biological process: cytoplasmic stress granule assembly. The transcript has 23 exons. Gene Ontology annotation, molecular function: RNA binding.